Messenger RNA from Sporisorium graminicola, 1665 nucleotides. RefSeq lists its product as uncharacterized. The transcript has a single exon. The coding region runs from base 1 to 1665 and encodes 554 amino acids. Gene Ontology annotation, molecular function: thymidylate synthase activity. Gene Ontology annotation, cellular component: cytosol; mitochondrion. Lineage: Eukaryota; Fungi; Basidiomycota; Ustilaginomycetes; Ustilaginales; Ustilaginaceae. Gene Ontology annotation, biological process: dTMP biosynthetic process. The record is from RefSeq and is a predicted model, not a curated record.
AUGGCGAUGCCUCGAGUCUUCUUAGCGCGCCACGGCGAGACCGAAUGGUCCAUCUCGGGCCAGCACACGGGACGAUCCGAUAUCUCGCUCACACCGCACGGCGAAGAGGUCAUGCGCCAACUGGCACCCAGCAUCGUCGGCGUGGCCAACGGCAAGCUCAUCGACCCCACCAAGCUCAACCACAUCUUUGUCAGUCCUCGCAAGCGAUCGCAGCGUACCCUCGAGAUCAUGCUCGAGCACAUCCCCGCCUCGCAACGGGCGGGCAUCCCCCCUGUCGAGGUGGUCCAAGACUGCCGCGAGUGGGACUACGGUGCCUACGAAGGAUUGAAGACGGAAGAGAUCCGAGCCAAGCACCCUGGAUGGGACAUCUGGACCGAGGGCACUCCGGAUCACCCAGACAAGCCAGACGAGCUGCCUGGCGAGUCGGCGCAGCACAUGAGCGAUCGAGUCGACUCGGUUAUCGCCAUGAUCCGCUCGCUGCAGUCCGGACACGUCGACAAGCGCAAUCAGGGCCACGAUGUGGGUAACAAGACGUGCGACGUGCUGCUCGUCUGUCACGGCCAUUUCAACCGCGUCUUUGUCGCCAGGUGGUUGGGCUUGCCGCUCACCCAUGGACGUCUGUUCGAGAUGGAUGCUGGCGGGAUGGUGGUCUUGGGCUAUGCGCAUCACAACUUUGCCGAGCCCACUGUGGCGGGCAUCUUUUCCUCCAAGACUGGUCCCAAGGGUGACAAGGAGGGUCAACCGGGAUCGUGCGGUUUGGCCAAGCAUGAGGAAUCGCAGUACCUCGACCUGGUUCAGCGCGUGAUUGCAACCGGAGAAUCCAGGCCCGACCGUACAGGCACAGGCACGUUGGCCCUCUUCGCACCGCAACCCAGCCUGCGAUUCGACCUGACCAACGGCACGCUACCUCUGCUCACCACCAAGCGCGUCUUCUUCCGUGGCGUGCUCGAGGAGCUCCUCUGGUUUGUUGCUGGCAAAACCGACUCGAAACUGCUCACCGACAAGGGUGUGCACAUCUGGGACGGCAAUGGUUCGCGCGAAUUCCUCGACUCGCGCGGACUCUCUCACCGUAGGGAAGGCGACCUGGGCCCCGUCUAUGGUUUCCAAUGGCGUCAUUUUGGUGCAGAGUACAAGGACUGCGAUACCGACUACACCGCUCAAGGCGUCGACCAGCUCGCCCAAGUGAUCGACAAGAUCAAGAACAACCCCACCGACCGCCGCAUCCUGCUCAGCGCAUGGAACCCGAAGGACCUCGAGUUGAUGGCUUUGCCGCCGUGUCACAUGUUUGCGCAGUUCUUCGUCUCUAAUCUCGACGCCUACGCUCGCGGCGAGGGCAAGAAACACCUCUCGUGUCAGAUGUACCAGCGUUCGUGCGACUUGGGGUUGGGCGUUCCGUUCAACAUUGCCAGCUACGCUCUCUUGACUUACAUGAUCGCCAAGGUGACCGACUGCGAACCCAAGGAACUCGUGCUCGCCAUGGGCGAUACGCACGUCUACAAGGACCACGUCGAGCCGUUGAAGGUGCAGCUGGAAAGGGAUCCUCUGCCCUUCCCCAAACUCAAGAUCAAGAGAGAUAUCACCGACAUUGAUGGUUUCAAGUACGAUGACUUUGAGGUCGUCGGCUAUAAGUGUCACUCCAAGAUCGACAUGAAGAUGAGCGUCUAA